Aspergillus alliaceus is the source of this 816-nucleotide messenger RNA. RefSeq lists its product as uncharacterized. Bases 1 to 816 code for a protein of 271 amino acids. The record is from RefSeq and is a predicted model, not a curated record. NCBI's taxonomy places the organism in Eukaryota, Fungi, Ascomycota, Eurotiomycetes, Eurotiales, Aspergillaceae. The transcript has 3 exons.
AUGCGGAGGCCUCAGCGCUCUGCGAGCAAUGCAGCAGCACAGACGAAAUCUUCUUCAUGUCUUCGAUUGCGACAUGCUAUCACACAUGUCCGACAGAUGGAUAUGUCUGAGGCAUGGAAUUCCGAUGAGUUGAAAACUGCUCUUGACGACGCUAAAGCUGAUACUGUUUGCGUUACGGAGUGCGAAAACUGUAAACGGAUACUAUGUCUCGAUAAAGGGGACGUGAGAAGUACCAAAGUUGUCCUUGAGACUCGUAUAACGGAGCUAGAGGGAGAUAUUGAGGAAGUGAAGAGUACCGAAGCUAGUCUCAAAGCUCGCGUUGCUAAGUUAGAAACGGAAAUCGAACACCUGCGUGCUGAACGACGGCGCUUGCAGGAGGACUUGCUUAUCACGAUAAUGAAGAGGAAGGAUAAUCAUAUACAGGGCUGGAAUACCUGCAACCGUGGUUUCGGCCACCAAAGCGACUUCCUGGAGGCCAUUCAUCACCCGGUAAACACUGCCGCUCUAGUGGUUAUUCUAAAACCCCAACAAAGAAGCGUCAUGAGGCGGCAGGACGUGAAGCAGCCCACCCUUUCGGGACAACCGAACGGGGAACUGGACCUGUACCUCUACCAGUUUUCCGUUUCUAUAAUUAGUCGAACCGACUCGACUGCCAGCGGAUUAACGACCAAGACCUUAGUUUAUCUAGUCCCAGAAGUCCUCAAGACUCUACCGAUGGCCGCUUACUAUGUCGGUUUGGACGAGGAAAGCCAGGGUGUCGAAGCUGCAUGGCAGAAUUAUAUCAGAUUCAAAUACGGUCAUGACCGAGUUUACUGA